Molecule: messenger RNA, 7276 nt
Organism: Bactrocera tryoni
Lineage: Eukaryota; Metazoa; Arthropoda; Insecta; Diptera; Tephritidae
Exons: 15
Coding region: 143-7189 (2348 amino acids)
Cellular component (GO): cytoplasm
Source: RefSeq, a predicted model, not a curated record
UCAGAUUACUCACUUAAUAUUUCUGUGUAAUUUUGUGUAAAUUUGCAAAAUAAUUUAUCUAAAGCGUAGAGAAAUGCCAACCAACUAGUUACUAAACGUUUAAACUUGCAGCUUUUGUUCGUAUUAAUAGCAAAAUAUUAAUAUGGACAAAUCUAUUUUGAAUCAGUUCACAUCCUAUGUUGAGCAGCUACGCAAUACGGAAUGCAGUCAAAAAGAGAAGAUUACGUACUUCCAACAUAUUUCCGAGUGCAUUAUGUCGCCGGGGUUGGCGGGCCACAUAAACUAUGCCACCCACAUUAAUACGGCGACUACCGUGUUGCUGCUGUUUUGUGAGGAUCUGGAUCCUGUGGUGCGCAUGAAUGCGGAGGAAAAUCUGAAUCGCAUAUUUCGUGCACUGGAAAAAACACGUGUCAGUCGCAUACUAAUGGAUUUAUACGGCGAAAUAAAGCGCAAUGGCAACCAACGCUCGUUGCGCAUCUGUUUGAACUUAUUUGCUUACUAUGCCCCGCAAAUAAGAGAACGUAAUAUUAAAUGGUAUGCUGUACGUUUAUUGCCCUGCUUACAAACCAUCGCUCAACGUAAGGAGACGCAGCUUUGCGAGACGUUAUGUGAAUUUGUGAAAAAUUUUGGAAAAUAUUUGCAAAUGGGUUUGACGGACAGUGAAUCCUGUAAACUGUUUGAGGCUUUCAUGGCAAAUAUUGGCGUCGAGUGCGCGGUGAAACGUCGCUGCUCUGCGCAAAACUGCAUCAGUCUAAUUGAAAAUUCGCGCAAUAAGAGUUUGAUGGCCAAACAUGGACUAAGCAAGGCAUUUGAAUUUCUACUUGCCGACCAGCAACAACACAACGUGGUCGGUGUGCUCGGCUUCCUGCGCUUGCUGUUGCCAUUAAUCAUACAUGGAUUCAGCUCUGAUUGUCCGGACGAUUGCGAUGAUGGCCACAGCACACAAGCACACGCCGGAGUCAAUAAAGGCAGGGCAAACACAAGACCGACACCGACGAAGACAGGCGCAGGUGCAGGUGCAGGCGGUGCGCACACAACACAAGCCACUGCAACGACAACAACAACAACAACAACUGCAAUGCCAAUCAACACUGAGUGCAGGCAAAUUAUUGAAAUUUUCGAUUAUUGUUUGCAUUUGUUGAACAUCAGCAGUGCUUCUCAGCAUUCCAUCAUAAAUGCCGCACUUGAGGUCAUCAAUGCUGUGCUGCAGGCACUCGAAGCUGCUGCUGCUGCUGGCAACAACAACGGCCACCAAGGCAACGGCAACAGCAACGGCAACAACAAUGAUAUUUUAAAAUGGUUGCAAGCAGCAUUGUGUAAUCAACAAUUGCAACAUGCCGAGUAUCUGCGGCGAAGGAAAUCAUUAAAGAAUCAAAUAUUCCAAUUGAGAAAUUACGAGGCGGCAGCCGCAGCAACGGUGGUGGUGUCGACACCUGCAUGGCAGCAGCGGCGUGGCGUUGCAAGCGAUUUUCAUGAAUUGACUGGAAAAGACGUUGAGUGCGAAGAUGAAGGUGAAGUUGUAUUGCGUCGAGCACCGAAUAUGCGCUUUACCGGGCGCAGCGUCAGUGAAUGUGUUAUUGACGAAGAUGAUGAUGAGACGCAUAGAACCGCAUUGUCAACAGAUUUAGUUGCCGUUGUGCAUACUGAUGUCGAUGCUGAUGCCGAUGCCGAUGCCGAUGCCAUUGGAAGAGCUAUCUAUGCCGAUGGCGUUGUCGGUGUGCUUGUCGAUGUGGAUGACGAUGACUUUACAACACUUUCGGAAAUAAAUGAACCACAACAGCUUAGGGCGUCGACGGCAGUUGCGAUGGCGCCGCCAUCCUAUGCACUCACAACAACAAUUGACGUUGAUAAUCUGAUUGAUGCAAUUGACGCGACAACAACAACGGCAACGGAGGCCGCCACAAGCAGCAGCACCAGCACCAGCACCAGAUGCGGCACCAGCAAUCGCAAUCGCACUGAUAUUGGCGCUGUGCAAACAAAAAUGCAAGGCAUGCAACCGCAAAACGAACAUCAACAGCAGCAACAACAAGGGCACAAUGAGCAGCAAUCUCUUGAACGACAGGUAGAGCCGCAAAAUUUGCUUACUGCUCCCUCGCAAAUUGGUGCUGUCGGCUUCGCAGGUGUUGGCGUCGAUGCGGGUGGUAGCGGCAGCGGCAGCGGUGAUGACAAAUCACAACAUUUGAGUGACAUCGACAAUGAAUCCUUCAAUAGCAUUGAUUUUGAGGCGGAAAUCACCAUAGCGGGCAUGACGACGGGCGGCGCGGCGGGCACCAGUGCGUUUGGUUCGCCCACAAAAAGCAAUGCUGAGCUAACGACAACAACAACAAGCGGUAUAAGCGGUGAUACGGCGCCUGCUGGUGCGGCUGCAGCCGGCGACAACGCUGCCGGCAACAAAUUGAGCAGCAGCGGUGACACAAUUGGCUCGUUCUUCAACAAUUUGAUUUCGAAUGCAGCUUCUGAAUCGAUGAGCAAACUGUUUCGGCCGUCUUCAGUCGUACGUGCCACACCCACAAAAAGCGUGCCGCCCACUGCAAGCGAUAAAAGUGAUGUCGUCUCCACCGCGUCGGCGGCGACCAGUACGGCACCAGCGGAUAGCAUUUCAUUGAUAUCAACGGCAAGCAGUGGCAAUAAAGCGCUGGAUUCGGGUAACUCUGUGGCAGCUGAUCCGCAAUCCGACUCCGUGCACACAUACACACACUCGAUUGCCAGCUCCUCUUUGGGCAUGCAUGACGACACGGUGUCCACGGCAUUGUUGGUGGAUACAAGUUUGCAAAGCGUGAGCGAAUAUGACACGGAGCGGGCGCCUGCACAGGCUGAACCGAUGGGCAGGGAGCGACGCGUGCCAAAUGCAAACCCUUUCUUGAGUGACAAAACUUCGAUGGAACAGUCGGCUUUGGGUCAACAAUCGCAGCUCACUUUAAAAAUAGGGACACCCUUCGAGCAAUCCAUCGUACGCUACACGGCGCGCUUGAUAGCCGCACGUUUCCUGCUUGCAGGACAAGCAGGCGUUCUGUUGCAUGACACGCAAAUACGUAUCUCCAUCAAGAGUCUUUCGCUGUCGGUGCUGGCGCAUUGCGUACGCUUCGAUCCAGAGGUGUUGCAACUACCCUUGGAGAUAACCGCGCGUGAGUUGCUGGAUAUUAGCAAGCAGUCGCCCGCGCUUGGCGCAUCGGCGGUUAUACCAUCCUCUUCCAAAAGCUCGAGCGCCAGCGGCAGUCCGCAAAGCGACGACAAUGUCAGCGGCAGCAGCUCAAAUUUGGGCAAAGACUAUGAGCACUUGGAUGCAGUGGACUUCAUUAAAAGCAGCAGCACGCAACCCACAGUGGCAACAGCCGCUGCGACACUUAAUGAUUUGCCCGCUGAAUUGCAGCUGCUCGAAAUUAAGGACGAUCAUUUUGGCAAAAGCACCUGUGAUUACUUACUGCAUUCCACAACUGAGCUCAGUAAGAGUGCCGAUCCGGUGCUGAUGUCACAACAAAUGCGCGGCACACCCGGCAAACCUGCCACGAAGCACAUUCAACAGCCUUUAUCGAAGUCGGAAAUUAUUGCAACGAAAACGUCGCAGAAGCAGCCACCGCAACGCUCUCCAAAUCAGUCGCAGUCAUCGCCUUAUCGCGUCACCGAAUCCAUGGAGGAUGCGCCACCACAAAUGCUUCCGCCGCGUCCGCCUAAGCGCACGAAAUCGCAGCGCAAAUCGAUUGCAGCCGCUACAACCACGGUCACAGCUCUGAUGCAAAUUGAUGAGCAUUUCAGUAGACGACCUGCACCGGACGCACCUUCACAACAACCGCAACAAGUGACCGAUGCGCUGCUCUACUAUAAUCACAGCGAUCCCAUGUUGCGCGGUGGCGUACAGCAAAUUAUUGGUGGAUUUUUCCAAGCGAUGGGCGUGAAAGAUUUAGGCGCUAGCUUACAGUUGAAUGUGCAACAUCUAUUGGCGAUGCUUGUGAAGGGCCUGCAGGACGACAUACACACGGUGGUCAUACAGGCGUUGAAUGCAUUCGAGAAGAUAUUUCCGUAUGUGGUGUCCAAAUAUUUGAUAUUGCCGGCAGCGCAUCAUCAGCACAAGCAACAAAAACUGCAACAACAACAAACACAUACCGGCAGCGCUGAAAGUACGGCAGCUGAGGCAGCUGAAGCGGUUGAUAAGAGUGGCCGGAAAUGCCAUGCUAAUGCCGCUGGCCAAGUGCCACAACAGCAAGAACAACAACGCACUAACGAUGCAACAAAAUCUGGCUUCUACACACACGUUGACAGCAGCAGCAAAUCGCCAGCAAAUGCCACUGCUGCUAAGACAUGUCCUCGAACGCUUUUCAACGAUAAUGAUGCGCUUAUAGCUGCACUUUUGAAUGAUUUUCAAUUGCAAUCGAAAUCGAAUCGUAACGGCAACAACAGCAACAACGACAACACCAACGACCAGCAUACAAAUGAUACUGCCACUCAGCCGCAGACGGCAGCCGUGGCAGGCAGUAGCAGCAGCAGCAGCAAUACAACUGAUCCACUUGCACAGCCACUUCCGCUUCCGUUGGCCGCUUUGCGCAUUUCACCGAAAUUGCUGUUGAGCAAACUUCGUCUAUGUCAUUACAACAAAUAUUGGUUAGUUCAAAAUAAAUACGCCGAAGUUAUUUCGAAUUUAAAUUAUGCUGCCUUACAUGCGGCAUGCAACGAUUGCCAUGGCCACUGUUGUGGCACGGCGAUUGGCUGUGCAUGUGACAUUGGCGGCGACGGCGGCGCUGAAGUGCUGGAAGACGUCGGCGCCUUUGCUGUCAGUGGCUGCUGUGACGUCUUCGUUGCUGAUAACAAUACCGUUAAUGCCACAUUGCCUGGCGGCGGUGGCGCUGCCACUGCGUAUGCGUGUGGCGAGGAUAUGUCAUACAAGGAUUUGGACGAUAGUGUCUGCAUUUACGAGUCCCAAUUUUUGGAUGAACUUUUGCAAUUGAUCGGCAACGAUGAUUUCCGUGUCAGAGAAAACGCCGCGCUUUGCCUCUGCCGCUUCAUCAUGCGAAAUGCAAAACACAAGCAACAACAACUAUAUUCCAACAACCCAACAUGCAACUCGUCGAAUAAAAUUGAAAAUUCGGGCGUUGCGCCUUUCGGUUUUGGUUUUGAUGUUGCUGCUGGCAAUGCCGCGGGCGCUGUGGCGUCUGGUGACGACAAAUCGCUCUCGCCGGCCACCUAUGAGACUAAUUUCAAUUUGCUGUGGGAUUUUUUCGACUAUCGCCUGUUUAGCGGUCUGCCAUUGCCGUUACGUAAUUUAUUCAGAGCCACGUCAACGCCAACAUUGCCGGCGACGACAACUGCCACAGAAGUCACAACAGCAGCGGCUGCGUUGUCGCUCCAUAGUAACGGUGAUUUUUACGGCGCGCUGCCACAACGCCAUCGCGCGGAAGAGGAGAAAUUGUUGGCCAAAGUUUUGUAUCGCAUGACAAAUAAACUGAUGGAGCUCGAGGAUAAAAAUGCACAGUUCGGCAUAAUUUACACAUUGAAAAUGUUGCUGCAAGAUUUUAAUUUCAUUGAUUACCAGCGUGCAUGGACGGAAUUUAAUUUCAUUGAAAUCUGCCAGAGAUUCUCCUACCACAAUUAUGCCACGGCCGUGGACUUGGCUUGCCAGAAUGAUUUGAUUGAUGUUACCGGCAAACUAAUGGCAGGCUACAUGCUGGCCUCCACGUUAACCGUCGAUCAACCGGAACGCUCCCUGCAAUUACAAUUGGAUCAACUGUUGGUGCAUGUCAUGAAGAUACUCAACAUCUACUAUCAUUUGAUUACGCAACAGAAGCCCCAACUAUUUGUGAAAGUGCAGAAAAGCGAUCUGUUCGCCAAUGCGAAGGAAUUGGCGCUGGUGCAGAGCGUCGGAUAUUUCGGCAGCGAUUACAUUUAUAUAAAACUUUACAACAUUUUAAGAAGUGCUAAUGACAGCUACAAGAUAACGAUAAAUCAAGAAUCCGGCAGGUUAUUAAUUUCGCUACUCCGGACGUGCCUCAACACUUUGGGCUUGUGCAUUGAAUUGCGCGCCCACACCGCACCAACACCAACACCCGCCGGCACGCCCACCGGCCAUACGCCCAGCCAUGGGCGGCAGCGCGGCCACAGCCCCGGCAGCAGUGGCGCGGAUACUGCGUCCAACACUGGAGCUGGCGGCGGCGGCAGCAGCAGUGCUACGGCAGUCUUCCCAACCAACGCCACUCUAAAAUUAAUUGAAGAAAUUCUCCAGUAUUUGAGCAAACUCGUAAAUUAUGCGCCCGGCGAGUGCAUCGCAUGUCUGCGGCAACUGUUGAAAUAUUUAUUUGGCCAAAAUUAUGGCAACCAGCAGCGAGACUAUUAUGCCACAUUCAUAAGGCCGUAUUUUGUGGUGCGCAGCAAAGGACAACAGCUGCAACUACACCUACAGCAACAGCAACAGCAGCAGCGGAGUCCGCAGAAACAACAAAAGUGGCCAACACACAACAAACAACAACAGCAACACGCUCAGCAGGGAAGUAGCCGUAGAGGAAGCAACAGCAGUAAGUUCACGCAAGCCAGUGGCGAUCACCAGCAGGCAAUGACUAUGUUGCAUGCCAUAAAUUCCGCUGCUGCAACAACUUUGGCUUCCACCGCCACAGCUGGAGGAGUUCUGAGAUCAAUGGCAACAACAAGUGAUGACUCAACAAGCGCGCUGAAGGGCGCAGCUGGCAUUGGUUUGUCGACCCCGACAAUGACUACGUCAACUGUCAGACAUAAUGAGCCAAAUGUAAUUGGUGCACAAGCAAAAGCGACUUAUGCCAACCGUGGUCAGGCGCUCAUUGACUCCGGUCAUGCCAGUGGCGUUGUGAGUGUUGCAGCUGUUGCAGCUGGUGGCAACGACCACAAUCAACCGCACUUGUCGGCUACGGAGUAUUAUCGUUUGAUGGGCGAAUUAUUUGCGAGCGGCCUAAAUUUGCAAGCUGCCAAGUCGGAGCGUGCCGGCGACUGUGUAAAGCAUAUUAAACUAUUUGAGCCGCUGGUAAUCUAUUGUCUCAUGCUUUUCCUCAAAUCGAAUGCCCGUGUCCAGGCGCCCAUAUUGGAGUUGUUGUCACAGUUGCUGGAACUCAAUGUCACUUACAGUGUGUUGGACUCGAAAAAUGUAAUAUUUGAUCAGAUUUUAAACAAUUUGGAUUUAAUUGAAAAAUGGCAUCGUCAGAAAUGGCCCGGUCAUCAUUCCGCCAAUGAUUAAAUUCCUCAUACAGUUGACACACAAAAGCGAUCGCAAACUUAUAACCAUACCGAAAAUCAUCAGCAUCACCAACAACUUACUGGCCAA